Molecule: messenger RNA, 1416 nt
Organism: Penicillium expansum
Lineage: Eukaryota; Fungi; Ascomycota; Eurotiomycetes; Eurotiales; Aspergillaceae
Product: Major facilitator superfamily domain, general substrate transporter
Exons: 8
Coding region: 1-1416 (471 amino acids)
Biological process (GO): transmembrane transport
Cellular component (GO): membrane
Molecular function (GO): transmembrane transporter activity
Source: RefSeq, a predicted model, not a curated record
AUGACAGAGGAGCAGCCGCGUUUGCCUGGGAAAGAAUAUUCAGACGGGAAAGAAAGGCCCAUUAAUCUAAGCAUUCAUCAGUUCUAUGAUGGCACAACCACCCCCUCCGAUAUCCACAAACCCGACCCAGAAGGACAGCCAGGCAUCCUCUCUUAUCCAAUCGUCAAAAAUGGCCACCAAAUUCUGGUCACUUGGACACCACAGGAAGAAUCUGUCAUCGUUCGAAAACUCGAUUUCCUUUUUCUCCCUAUAUUCUCGCUAAUGUUUACUUUGAUGGCCAUUGAUCGGACUAAUGUGUCGAGCGUGCUAACCUCCACAUUUCUUUCCGACACAUCUAUGACCCGGGAUCAAGCCAACACAGGUGUCUCUCUACUCUGGCUGGGCAUUGUCUUGCUAGAGAUUCCCUCAAACAUUAUUCUCCACCGCGUGGGUCCUCACUAUUGGAUCCCGGCCCAGGUUGUCGUCUGGGGCUUCAUUGAGGUACUGCAAAUGUUUGUCACUAAUGCUAGUGGUUGGUAUGCUGCGCGGCUGUUCCUAGGGCUAGCAGAGAGCGGGUUUAUCCCAGGUGGCCUGUACAUUUUGUCAACCUGGUAUGUACCCAACGAGCUCACGCAACGCACUGCAGUGUUUUUCCUUGGACCGGCAUUGGCUGGCGCUUUUGGCUCGCUAGUUUCGGCAGGCGCCUUGACAUUGCACGAGCAUAGGGGAUUGCGUGGGUGGCAAUGGAUAUUCAUCAUCUGUGGCGUUUCUACGAUAACCUCAGGAGUCUUGGCUUUUGCCCUUCUCCCCAAGUCUCCAUAUCAUACAGGUCAUCUUUUUGGCGGUCUCAUCCGUAUGCAGGGCUGGCUCAAUGAGCGCGAAGCUGACAUUCUCGUCGCACGUCAAGCCCGACAACAAGACAAUCAGGGAGACGGUUCGAAUAUUAAAAUUCAGUGGAAGGAUAUAACUGAUGUGCUUUUCCAUUGGGCUACCUGGCCAUACCUCAUUGUGUGUCUGUCUGGCCUACAAUCCACCAAUGGGCUGAGCACCUGGGGUGCAACCAUCAUCAAGUCGCUAGGCUUCAGCGCAAUCCGAGCUAACUUGCUUAAUGCCCCGGGAAGUCUGCUGGGCGCAAUCUUUGGCAUUGUGUUGUCGGCAGUUGUGGAUAGGUAUAGUCGGUUUGGGUAUGCAAUCGCCUUUUCGGCUGUGUGGACUCUCGCAGGCCUAAUUGCACUUUACUGUCUUCCAAUCACAUCUCAAGCUUCGUGGUCUUUCUAUGCAGCGUACCUGGUCACCCAGUCAUCCCCAAACUGGCAGCCUAUCAAUGUGACCUGGCUGUCUUUGAACUUUAAGACGCCACAAAAACGUGCCGUUGCGUAUGCAGUAUACAGUAUGGAACCAUUGACCUUGAUGAAAUUGAAAUUGGACGAUCACUAA